AUGGUCCGAGUACGCUUGCAAGUCCGUGUGUACCCGCCGGGCCAACUGCCCCCAAGGCCAGAGUUUUUGCGCUCAAGCACGGCCAAUGAUGCGCCAGAGCCCGAGGACCCUAUCGCAUUAUUUUUGAAGGUGGACAAACCAGAACAAUGGUCGAUGGACAAGGUUGCUUCCAGUGUGAAGCAGAUAUGGAAAAAGAAAUACCCAAAGUUGAAGCCUCUUGAGAUCGAGAAGCUGUUCAACGAUGCAAUGCCUCUGAUUGACCUCGAUGCCGAAUUGACAGUCGAGGAUGUGUUUGUGGAUUGCGGAAAAGCUCGCGCCGACGGGCACGACCAAGGUGGUAUCCUCAACGUCAUCCGAAGCCGCGAUAACCGUGCUACCAAUAGGCAGCAAUCACCCGAUCAAGGGCAUGAAGCAGGCAAUCAAAGUCCUACCCGAAAGCGCAAGCAACAAACCCCCGAGAGCAAUGCGCCAUCGAAGCAACCUCGGCUGGAAGGCCAGCCCGGUGGAUCAGCUUUUCAGUCCCCGAAUUCAUCACGACAAUUUGGAUUCCAGCAAUCCUGGACCAACCAUCAUCGCAGACCAUCCAAUGUCUCUCCCCCAAACAAGAAGGGGCUGGGACUAGGCCUUACGAGUAGCCCUCCAAGCCAACCCUCCUUCAACCGCGAACGUCACGUUUCCUUUAGCAACACAAAUACCCCAAUUGCCUACAAACAACCUAAAGCUUCCAUUAUGUCCAGCAGCCAAGUUUCCGUUCCGUCCAGUAGCCAAGUUUCGAGAUCAGAAACCGUCUACCCGCCUGGAUUUGACCCGGAGAUUAUUCGUCGGGUACAGGAGAAUAUCGAGAAAGAAGGCAAUGAGAUCCGCAUGGUUGGGUUACGUUUGAACGACCGCAAUACGGAUCCUUCGCUGCGGCCGAUUCUCCAGCAGAUGUCGCAGAUUUACGGCCUCAUGAAGCCUCGAGAUGACAAGGGCAAAAGAAGAAAGAGCGGGGGUACGAACAUGUCGGAUCAAAGGAAGAAACUUGACGCUCUCCGAAACAAAUUGCAAAAACUCGAAGACAAGCUUGCUGCCAAGUCUGCACCUACACCCAAAGCAAACGGUUAUAAGAAGCCCAGCAUUAAGGAGUCGAAGGAGGUUAAUGAAAUUGCAUCCUCGGACGACGAGGAGAUUGGCGAGGACAACGGAAGCUUACAUGUCGAGAAUCCUGCGCACCACACCGAUGAACAGGCUAUUGACAGUGAUGAAGAUAUGCCGGAUGCAGAACCAGCCCCAGCAGAUUACGACGAGCCAGCAUCGCCACCAAAUACUCAAGUUCGAGACUUGGUGCAGGCAUUGGUGAGCAAUGAGGCCAAGCCUAAUGGUGAUGCCAAUCACAAAGAACCAGCCUCGCCUGCAAAUGAUCCAGUCCAAACAUUAAUGGAUAACAAGGCUGGGUCCGUUAGUGACACCAAUGACGAUGAGCAGGAAGAAGCAGGGGAAGAGGAGGAACCAGUCAAAGAACUCUUAAAUAUCGAGGUGGGAGUUGAAGAUGAUGAUGACGAGGAAGAAGAGGAAGAAGAGGAAGAAGAGGAAGAAGAGGAAGAAGAGGAAGAAGAGGAAGAAGAGGAAGAAGAGGAGGAAGAGGAGGAGGAAGAAGAAGACGAAGAGGAGGUCGAGGACGAAGAGGCGGAGGCCGAGGAGGAAGCAGGGGAAGAGGUCGAAGCAGGGGAAGAGGAGGUAGCAGUUAAACAACCCUUGACUGUCGAGGUGGGGGUUGAAGAUGGUGAUAACGACGAGGAAGAGGCGGAAGAGGAGGAAGAGGCAGAAGAGGAGGAAGAGGAAGCAGGGGAAGAGGAGGAGGAAAUAGAAGAGCAGGAAUCAGACAACCCGGUCAAAGAAUUCCUCAAUAUCGAGGCGGGAGUUGACAGUGAUGAUGAUUACGAGGAGGAAGGAUCAGCCGAAGAGGUCGGUGACUCCCAAGUCGACGAUGAUGAGGACAAGUCAGAAGAAGACAACUCCCUCCAAAAUAAGAACGACACUGGAGAAAUUGAGGACACCACCGAGGCUGGAAUCGUCGAGGUCCCUACAACGGCCGCAUCAAACAAGCUGCCCGAGAAAAAAGAAGAGCAAGAGCAAGCCCAAGACACGUCUUCAGAAGACUCGGAUAGCGAAGAUGACCUUGACCCCAGGUUCAACCGACCCCUCCCAUCUUCUUCCUCUGCCACUACAAAGCCAGUUGAGCAGCCUCCGACUCUGCAGAAGACGACAAAAAUCACGCCACGAAGAUCGUUGAAAGGUCUUCUUCAAGUUCAAAAGGCACAGCAGGCAGCGAGGACACAGCAGCUCCCCAUCCAACCAAAGAAGGCCAGCAAUUCUGUUUCUACGGGUAGAUCUGUCUGGGACGUGGGCUCCUCUAGCGAAGACAGUGGCAGCGACAGUGACGGUGACAUCCUUCCUAACGGAGAGACUAGUAAGCUUCGCCAGCGUUCUCGUCCCUAG
Penicillium verhagenii is the source of this 2478-nucleotide messenger RNA. RefSeq lists its product as uncharacterized. Bases 1 to 2478 code for a protein of 825 amino acids. NCBI's taxonomy places the organism in Eukaryota, Fungi, Ascomycota, Eurotiomycetes, Eurotiales, Aspergillaceae. The transcript has 3 exons. The record is from RefSeq and is a predicted model, not a curated record.